This is a messenger RNA of Phytophthora sojae, 2133 nucleotides long. RefSeq lists its product as hypothetical. The record is from RefSeq and is a predicted model, not a curated record. NCBI's taxonomy places the organism in Eukaryota, Oomycota, Peronosporomycetes, Peronosporales, Peronosporaceae. Bases 1 to 2133 code for a protein of 710 amino acids. The transcript has a single exon.
AUGGGUGGUGAAUCGACUCCCGCGCCCAGCGACGACGCCGACUUUUCCGACAUCACAGCGGAAGAUCUCCCGCCUGCCAGCAGCGCCCCGAAGCGCGAGAAUGAGCACCGGCCUUCAACGUUCAUCCCACCGGACAAGCUCAUCCAUCCGCCAGAAGCGCUAUCGCCUGCGCGUAUUGGCUUUUUGGUUUACCGCACAACUGUGUUUGCUGUCGCAGUGGCCUACAUCGUAAUAUCGCUGCAGUCCUUCUCAACAGCGCUCCAGGUGCUCCGUGGAACCGUGCCACACGACUUGCCUGUUGAAAUCCACAAGGCAAAUCUCAUCUCCAACUACGCCGGCACUCGGACAAUCCGAGAGAGCCCUCUCGUUCAAGAAGUUCUCGGGGGAUCGACCACCCCGCGCAACGAUUCCCUCUAUCUCGCAACGGCUUCAGCUCAAUCGUUCACGACUUGUUCGGAUCUCCCUGACUUCAACAACCAAAUCUACAGCAACGAGUUCCUGCGCUUCAUCUUCUCCAGAAUGCAAGCCCACGUGUCCUACAACCUCUCGUACGUGAAGGAACUGGAGCUGAUCGUGCCAGUUGUAGACUGCACAUUCGAUCUGCUGGUGUCUGGGGACCCAGCGGUGGCGCGUGUGUACUACCUAGUCCGCAAGAAGAGCGAUCCAACCGAAGUGAAGCUAUUAUCGACAUCUCUAGCAGCUCAGGAUUACGAAGUAGGGCAGCAGUUCCAGAGAGGCCCAGGGAUGGUGCUUCUGAUCGCAGCCAUCGACGAUAUGCGAGUCAAAACACUUAACUACCACAUCGCUGUUGCGCUCAACUACCCGUAUGUGGCUGACCCUGAGUUUCUAUACUCAGAGCUCGAAGGGGUCGACGGCGACAACUACUGGUUGCUGCAAACUCUCCCGAACCAACGCACCUUGGACCCUGCAAAGCAUGUGCGCAUGGCUCGCCGGUUUGGCCGCUUCAAAGGUGAUCCAACGUCGCAGUCGAAUAUCGAGACUGCGCGACUGGAGCUAUCAAGUAACCCGGCAUCAGAGCUGCGAGAAUGGAGAUGGUACAGCCGAGCAGUACUCCUCGACUCGUGGGCUUGGACGCACGCAACCCUCGGCAUCUUCGAGCUCCGUGUCAUCUUCGACUUGAGCGUGCUGUUCUUUGUGAUCUAUCGACGCCUCCGCGCUGGCCACGUGUGGGUGGGCGACGCGUUCACCACGAUCUCAAACAUGCUGCUGUAUCGCGGCGUGUUGGUGCUUGUGUGCAAUCAUCUGAACGGGUACUGGACGAUCACGAAGAUGUGCAUCUCUAUCGGCGACUCCAUCACGGAUCAGCAUGUCAUCUACUACCGACCCGAACUGGUGCACGUCGACUUGCUCGCAGUGUACCUGAAUCUGGUGACUCUACUGAGUUAUCUCGCUCGAGAACGGGUCGACCCUUUGCUGGCAUUUCUGACCUUCGAGUUGGGAUGGAGCUACCGCGUGGAAUUGGCGAAGUUGUUUCCGGUUCUGAGGGAGAACAUCGCGGAUUUCGCUAUAGCAGACACUACUCGUGGUCUGCUGAAAGUGAACGCUGGACUGGCAGGUCUCUCUCCGAUGGAGCUGCUAACGUCGUACGAGAUCCCGGACAACCGCAUCUACGUCGUCUCGUCGAUCGUGAUCUCGAUCUUCAGCCCCAUCGUUCUCGUUGUCGGGUACAUUAUAGUUCGUAAAGUUUCUCGACUUGAAGAUCGCGGCGGAGACCACGGAAUGACUCGGCGGCGUCGCUCAACCGCUUACAUGGUUGAGGGCUUGCAGCAGAUUGAUCUCACUUCGUUCGAGUCGGCGACGGGUGCGGCUUUAAGGAAGCGCUACGGAGUGAUCUCUGGAUACGAAAACUACAUCAUGCGCGACAACCAGCUCCUGGCUACAAUCGACGCAGUCUACAGCAACGGCUUUCUCGUGGCCAACAACAGGUUCCUCGUGGCAACGCAAGACCUGAUCCCUUUGAUCACGAUGAAGCUCAUCCGCAUCCGCUUCACCAACAUCUUCGUGUACGAGAUCAUCAACGGCUGCGCUGUGAAUGAGACCUCGCGCCUCGUGUAUCCGACUACACUGACCUGGACAGACCUCAUGCACCUAGACGUGACCGUGCUCUCGUGA